Microplitis mediator is the source of this 6784-nucleotide messenger RNA. RefSeq names its product peptidyl-alpha-hydroxyglycine alpha-amidating lyase 2-like. Gene Ontology annotation, cellular component: extracellular region. The record is from RefSeq and is a predicted model, not a curated record. Lineage: Eukaryota; Metazoa; Arthropoda; Insecta; Hymenoptera; Braconidae. Gene Ontology annotation, molecular function: protein binding. The transcript has 8 exons. The coding region runs from base 656 to 1807 and encodes 383 amino acids.
UGAUUCUGGACCGAGUGCAGUUGGUCACGAACAAUCCAUGGCGCAGCUUGUUCACCAACUGCCACUCUUAGUUUUUUAUUUGUUUAUAAAUAUAUCAAUAAUUUAUUAACUUAUAACUUUUUUUAAAAAUACAUUUUAUUCAAAAAUUCAAUCCCAUUUAUUUUUAAAAAUGAAUUUCAUUUUUCAUAUUCAAAUUCAAUUAUCUGGUUUUCGACGAAAAUUUAUUUGGGAAUUACAUUUAUUCAUCAAUUUGUUAAAAAAAAAAUUAACUACCUCUCUUGAUCAUCAUCAUUGAGCUCAAGAAGAAAAAGACUGCCAUGGAUGUCUUUGUCUUCUUGAGACCAAUGUCUGCGACACUAAAAUCUUCUCGUUAAAAUAAAAAUUCAUCAGCUCAUUAAUUAUCUUUAAAAUUAACUAAUUACCACUAAAUCACUUGUCUUAAUUACUUUACUUGUCUAAAUAGUAAUCGAAAUAAUACAGCUAAAUUAUAAAUCAACGAUACCAAGGUACAUUUUGGAUAAGUAAUUGAGCGCCUGCGUGCAUUAUUGAUCGCACCAGAAUUGACUAGUCCUUUGAAAGCGAUCUGCGUCACAGCAGAUCCCCAGACCCAGUUAAAUAUCUGGGAGUUGUCACCAGUUGCUGAUAAACUACGAUCAUGAGUGCAAGGAAAGAAAAAAGUAUCGUAAUCUGUAUCUUUUUACUGUUCCUUGGACUAGUAUCUGGUUAUGUAAUUAAUCCGUAUCGUAAUCCUGAGCUCCUGUCGAAUGUCGUCGAUGAACUGCUGGAUCUGUUGACUGACAAAGGAAGAAAAAUCAAUGAACAGAAUCAGCAGCUGUAUCCUGAAGAAAAUACCAUAUGGAAAACACCCAAAGAUGUUGGACAAAUAACUGGAGUUGGAGUCGAUCCUGCAGGUAAUCCUGUGAUAUUUCAUCGAGCUGAUAGAUCCUGGGAUUAUGGGAGCUUUGACGAUACGUUUAAAUUCCGUGAAUCAUUUAGAGGACCUAUUACUCAAGACACUGUCCUCACAUUAAACCCACGAAGCGGCUCGGUGGAGAGUUCAUGGGGUUCUAAUAUGUUCUAUUUGCCCCAUGGACUUCACAUCGAUUCUCGCGGCAAUGUAUGGUUAACAGACGUUGCACUGCAUCAAGUAUUCAAAUUCACACCCGGUUCAACAAACCCUGACUUGAUCCUAGGCGAAGCAUUAACCCCCGGUUCAGAUAAUGACCACUUUUGCCAACCAACAUCUGUCGCUGUUGCUAAAACUGGAGAAAUAGUUGUAGCUGAUGGCUACUGUAACAAUAGAAUUAUUGUAUUCGAUCCAUUCGGAAAUAUUAUUAACAUUAUACCCCAACCUGGAGAAUUUGUAGCUCUCCGAGUACCACAUGCUUUAACGAUCCUCGAGCAGGGUGACGUCUGCGUAGCUGAUCGUGAGAACAUGAGGGUAAUUUGUAUGUCACUUCGUGAAGGUUUUCCACCAGAUAACGACGAGGAUAAGCGAGGACCACCCUUAACGCUUCAUGCACCUGAUCUCGGUAGAGUUUUUGCUGUCGCUUCUCAUGGUAACACAAUUUAUGCAGUUAAUGGACCUACUUCGCCUAUGAUUCCCGUCAGAGGAUUCAUCAUGGAUCCCAAUAGUGAAACUGUUUUCGGACACUGGGCUCCCACUUCAGGCAUGUUUACACAACCUCACGCAAUGACGAUCUCACCAAACGCUACAGAACUUUACGUAACUGAAAUAGGACCCAAUCGCAUUUGGAAAUUCGACCUUGUAAAAAAUUCAUCACAACAGGAAAAACCUCUAGAGUAAAAAUUAAAUUUUUAAAAUAAAUAAACAAAAGUGGGGUAGGGCAAGACGGGAUACCAAAACUAAAAACCAAAAAUUUGAAUUUUUUUUCAGAAUCAGAUUUUUUUUUAAAUCUUACGAUAUUACAAAAAAAUAAUUUUUUGUUUAAAGAAUUCUUUUACCAGAAAAUUGAACUUUUAUCCAAAUCAGUGGUCAAAAAUUUUUUGAACUGCGCCCUAUUCCGUCGGCCCACUCGCCUAAAAUUACUAAAUAUUUUUUAUCAUGAUUUUGAUUAUGUAUUUUUCGAUCAAUAUCAUGCAUUUACAUCUCACUGAACUCAGGAAAUUAUUAUUAUAUAUAAAUAUAAAUAUACGUCUAAUAUUAAUGAAAAAAAAAAAAAAUCAGGUGCUAAAAAUUAAUAUUUAAUGAUUACAUAAAUUAAUUAAUUAAUUAACAAAAAAAUGAUUAUUUUGAUUGCAAUGAGUGAAAGUAUGUACUCUGGGGUUAUUAUAUAUAUUUGAGCAUGUUAUGUGAUACAAGUAGUUCAGGAAAUUCAAAAUCUUUAAUUAACAUAAGAAAGUAUAAUAAUAUUAAUAAUAAUAAUAAUAAUAAUAAUAAUAACAAUAAUAAUAAUCAUCGUAAUAACGUCACAUGCGCGGUUUCAAAAAUUUGAAAAAAAAUUGCAAUAAUUUUUGAUCGACUAGAUUAAAUUGUUGUAAUUUUUUUUUUAGUUUUCCGCUUUCAUGAGACGUCGGUAUUUUUUAUUAACAAAGAAAUUUAUUUUAAAAUGGUGCUUAAAAAAAAAAUAACAAUACAAUACAAUAAAAAAAAAUAAGUAAUUUCGAUACAAAAUUAAUGAAUAAAAAAAAAUAUGAAAUAGCAGUAAAUAAAAAAAUUUAAAAAAAUUAGCAGAGGUAACAGGUCAGCAACUUGAUGCAAGGUCACGUCUUAUGAGUCUUGAAAAAUAGAAAAUAUCAGAGUCGGUAAAUAAAAACUAGUCUGAAAAAAAAACGUACUGUCAGUUUACUCUGACGCGUUGCGCAGUCGGAAAAAAAAAUAAAAAAAAAAAUAUUUUAUUUAUUUAAUGUUCGAGUGAGGAAGUGGUUUUUUUAAUUUAAAAAAAAAAAAAUUUUGAGUUUUUGUUAAAAAAAAAAAAAUAAAUAAACCGAAGCUGUUUAAAUUGGAGCUGAAAAAAUGAAUAAAUAAUUAAUUGUUUAAUUAAAUAUUAAGUUAAGAACACCUACUGAUAAUUAAUAAUAUAAUUUAGCUGAUAAUUAAAAAUUGUAAUUAAACAAUUAAUUAUUUAUUUUUUAUUCUCGCUGCAAUUUUUUCUUCCGGGCAGCUUUGGUAGAAAUAAGGAUUUAAGCAUCAAAAGGGCAUUAAAACCACUUCCGUUUAAAAGUAAAAAUAGAUUAAUGAAAUGUAAUGACAUUAAUUGUCAAUUAAUUAGUGUUAUUAUGUUUCGUUGGUUUAAACAAAAAUAAAUUAAUUAAUUUAAAAAAAUUAUAAAAAAAAUAAUAACAACUACACGCACACUUAUCGCACACGAUUGUCACGCGGUAAACUUGCAAAUUUAUUUAAAAUUAAAAAUGUUAAAUUGGCAUAAGAUAGCAAGUUUUCGCGUGCGCGUUAACGCACAGAAGACAUAACAUUUUGUGUAUUUAUUAGCAAUUCGAUCUUUUUUAUUUCGAAAUUAUUUGUAGAAAUUUAAUGAUAGAAAUUCAAAAAAUAUUAAUAAUUAAUUAAGUGAAAAUUUUAAUUAUUUUUUUCUUUCAUCACGUCGCCGAAAAUUAAUUGCUCACGGUUUCUAUGAAAUAUUUUUUUGUAAUUGAAGUUACAUCAUUAAUUAAUAAUUAACUUUACAAAAAUCCGUUGACAUUCUGAAAGAUUAAAAAAUUCCAUAAUUUAAAUUAAUUUGGCAGCGGACUAUCAGGCGACAUUACGUUGGUAAAAAAAGUUUAACAAAAUGUCCGAACCUCAAUGUCGCCAAGUUGCUCUUUAUUCAAAAGCUUACACUAGUUCUUCACUGUGUCGGGCUCGCAGAUUUGGCAACAUCGCACUCAGUUUAACACAGCGCGCGCACUGUGCGAGUGACAAAACGCGGGAAAAUCGAGCAAGGUUCAAAUGUGGUCAUUAAUUCCUGGUACAUUAAAGUAAAGCAGAGCUACUUUAGUGUACCAGGCAUUAAUUACCACAUCUGUACUAAAGGAUUAACCAAAAACGAAUUAAUGUCAUCAAUAAAAUAUUCAAAAAACGCUUUAAUGACAAAUUAAGUCAUUAGAAGAUUAUAGCUUUAUAACAAAAAAUUUUAAAUGUUCUUAGCGGGAAGUUAAUAAUUUUCAUAAAACAGUGAAUAUUUAUUUGAAAAUAAAAUUGCAGAGAUAAAAUAAAUAAACUCUAGGACUUUCAACAAACCACAUUUUCAAUUACAUCUUUAAAUAUUCAGAAAACGCUUUAGAGAUAUAAAGAGAUAUAGAGAUAUAUAGGUUAGAAGAUAAUAGGUUUAUAACCCAUAUAAUACUUCGAAAAAUUCUUAAAAUUUUUUUUAAAAUUAAAUUGCUGAGGUAUAAUAAAUUAACUUAGCACAUUAACGACACACAUUUUCAAUUACAUCCAAAAAACGAUCAUGUAAAUUUUUUGAAUAGAAAAAAUUGAAAAAUUUGUGUUUCGACCAUUCACAAUAGCCAGUUUUUUAAAACCGGAUAUAACUUAUUAUUACUGGUAUAUCUAUGCAAAAAAACUCUACUAUACUCCAUAGACAUACUAGAAAUAUUAAUUGGUCCGGUUUGAAAACUAGCCCUGAAAGUAGCGAUGAAGAAACUGAAAAAAGUCGCGAAACAAAAAAACGAAAUAAGAAUGUCCACUACUAGCCUUCCGUAAACAUCUAAUUGAAGUAUCCUCUUAUCACAAUGUACAAUAAUCAUUGAUAAGGCUGCUAGUGUAAUAAUAGCAACUAUCGUAAGUAAUCCGCACCUUGAUUCUUGAUCCAUCAACGCCAUAACUAAACGUUGAAUUGAAACUCAUAAAAGAAACAUUAAAUAUAAAAGUAACUAUGUAUUGCAGUAAAUAAAUAAACAAUUGUUUUUGAACCAGGUAUAAAUUAUUACUGGUAUAUCUAUGCAACAAAAAUGGACUAUAAUAGAAUAGAUAUACUAGAGAUAUUUAUUGAAACCCGGUUUGAAAACUGGCAGUAAGGUAACAAUAAAAAAACAGACGAUUAUAUUAGAGCGGUCAAAAAAAUAAAAUAAAAGUAUCACAAGUGUAAACUACCGUACAGUGUCCCGAAUAUAUUUGAUAUAUUCGUGUAGGAAAUAACAAUACAAAUCAUUAAGUGCAUUAGAUCUCACACAAUUUCAACAGCGUUUUGAAAUUGCAAUAAGAAUUUAGUAAAUGUAAGUCAUAUUUUUAAGCAAAAGAUGUUAUAUAUUUUUCUCCACUAUACGAACACACAUUUUCAAUGUCAUCUAAAAAAAAAUCCUGUAAAUUUUUAGAUAGAAAAGUUGAAAAAAUUUGUGUUUCGGGCGUUCACGAUAAGGGCCAGUUUUUCAAACCGAGUUAAAAUUGUUAUUGAUGGUAUGUCUAUACAAUAAAAAGGACUGUACUAUGAUAGAUGUACCAAAAAUAUCAAUGGAAACCCGGUUUGGAAAACUGGCCCUGAAGUAACGAUAAAAAAAAAGAUUAAAAAUCUUGAGGUAGAAAAUAGAAACUUAACAUAUGGCUUAUAAUACCUUCCAUUCUAGACAAUAAAUCUCAUAAAGUCAUGCAACAAAAACAAGUCGAAUGGUGGAUCAGAAAACGCAUCAAUUAUUUUGAAAAAUGUGCCAAUAACAAAAAUCAGUACAACAGUCAGAUAAUUGAUUGAAAAUAGAUACCGAUAAUUGAAUGAAUUUUUAUUUGAAGAUUAGUGUCGGGGAGAGAUGAUUUAAUAAAAUAUUUUUCAAGUUUAUUUGAAUUAUUUUGCAUUAACACUAUGAUUGGAAGAUGAGUUUCGUAACUAUAGGAAUCUGUAUAAAGUGUAAAUAGAAACUAAAGAUAUAACUUUUUUAAAAUUUGUAGGCAAACAACACUAAUAUAUAUGUGAGCAAACACUUAUACGGUUAUAAAUUUAUAAAAAUAUUCAAUGUUUGUUACAACUUAUCGUAUUGUAAUGAAAAUAUAUAUAAAUUUACCCUUGUCUCGACCGAGAACAUCUUACAUAAUAUUGAGCUUCUAAAUGUUUAUUAACUGUUUCAAAUCAAGUGAUUAUUAUAUAGACGUCAUUGUAAUUAUUCUUUAUUAUAUUAAUACGGUGUGAUACGGAUUUAAUUAAUAUCAAAUAAGUUUAAUCAUUUUCUAAAUUUUGAACACAAGAACUGUUAGCAAAAACUGAAACGAAGAAUUUUCAACUUGCACUGAGAAAUAUAAUUCGGAACUUCAAGUAACUUUUACUUUAUUCAAGUAAAUAUACUAUUGUUUUUGACAGUUAUAUAUUUCCUUGAUAAAUUGUCCAUAAAGUAACUCAUGUGCUUGUCUCUAACGAAUUACUUUCUCAGUGUAAAUAAACAACAUGUAAUAUCUGCAAUACUUAUUUCUAAGUAUUGUUAAGUAUUGCAAAUAUGUCAUAAAAUUUAAGUUAAAAAAAAUAACGUCUAAUGGGUAAAAAAUGGACAGUUACUCAUUGACGAGACGAGACUCAUCGAACACAGGUAAGCCUCAAUCUAGCCUCACUGAGUGAAAAAAGCAUUUUGAACCUAAGAUGAUGUUCAACCAUCCUCUCGUAAUUACAUCUUUUUUUUUUGAACAUCAUUUGAGGCUCAUUGAGGCUUUUCUUUACUCAGUGAGGCACAGCUGGAUUGAGGGUUAUGUUAGUUCGGUGAGGCUAGAUUGAGGUUAGAAAUUUCGAAUGGGAAAUUUCGCUGGUUCUUUUAGAGAGAAUCUGAAAAUUAUUUGAUGAAAUGUUUUAGUCUUCAUUUCAUCAAAUAAUUUUUCAGAUCCAUUAAAAUAACCAUUUAUUUAAAAUUA